Molecule: messenger RNA, 2577 nt
Organism: Cariama cristata (Red-legged seriema)
Lineage: Eukaryota; Metazoa; Chordata; Aves; Cariamiformes; Cariamidae
Gene: MTMR1
Product: myotubularin related protein 1
Exons: 15
Coding region: 181-1896 (571 amino acids)
Biological process (GO): phosphatidylinositol dephosphorylation
Molecular function (GO): phosphatidylinositol-3,5-bisphosphate 3-phosphatase activity
Source: RefSeq, a predicted model, not a curated record
GGAUCCCAUGUGGAAUGGUGUAAACAGCUGAUAGCUGCAACCAUUUCUAGUCAGAUUUCAGGGUCUGUCCCAUCAGAAGGUGUGUCCAGAGACUACAGGGAGAUUCAGGAUGGACACAAUGGCUAUCAUUCUGAAGCAGAACCUGAUCAGGCACUGCGGGAUGGAAACAAACUAGCACAGAUGGAAGAAGCUCCACUUUUUCCUGGAGAAUCUAUCAAAGUUAUUGCUAAAGAUGUUAUGUAUAUCUGUCCAUUUAUGGGAGCAGUCAGUGGUACACUAACAGUGACGGACUUCAGGAUGUAUAUCAAAAGUGUUGAAAGGGAUCCACCUUUUGUUGCCGAUGUUCCCCUUGGGGUCAUAAGUAGAGUUGAAAAAAUUGGAGUACAGAGCCAUGGAGACAACUCGUGUGGUAUAGAAAUAGUUUGCAAGGAUAUGAGAAAUUUGCGGCUGGCCUAUAAACAGGAAGAGCAGAACAGAUUGGAGAUUUUUGAAAACCUUGUAACACGUGCAUUUCCUGUUUCUAAUGGGCUGCCUCUUUUUGCAUUCAGCUAUAAAGAAAAGUUUGCUGUUAAUGGCUGGAAAGUAUAUGAUCCAAUGGCAGAAUAUAAGAGGCAGGGUUUACCCAAUGAGAGUUGGAAAAUAUCCAAAAUUAACAGCACUUAUGAGCUUUGUGAUACAUAUCCUGCUAUUCUUGUUGUGCCAACCAGUGUAAAGGAUGAUGACCUCUCAAAAGUGGCAGCGUUUAGAGCAAAAGGCAGAGUUCCAGUAUUAUCCUGGAUUCAUCCUGAGAGCCAAGCAACAAUAACACGAUGCAGUCAGCCAUCAGUAGGCCCAAAUGAUAAGCGUUGCAAAGAAGACGAAAAAUACUUGCAGACAAUAAUGGAUGCCAAUGCUCAGUCACACAAACUUAUCAUCUUUGAUGCCAGACAGAAUAGUGUUGCAGAUACAAACAAGGCAAAAGGUGGAGGAUAUGAAAGUGAAAGUGCCUACCCAAAUGCAGAACUGGUCUUUCUGGAAAUUCAUAAUAUACACGUAAUGAGAGAAUCCCUGCGUAAACUUAAAGAAAUAGUUUAUCCUACUAUUGAUGAGACUCGGUGGUUAUCAAAUGUGGACUCCACACAUUGGCUGGAAUACAUAAGGAUGCUUCUUGCUGGAGCAGUAAGAAUUGCGGAUAAAAUUGAGUCUGGUAAAACAUCUGUAGUGGUACAUUGCAGUGAUGGUUGGGAUCGAACUGCACAGCUUACUGCGCUAGCUAUGCUUAUGCUGGACAGCUAUUACAGAACUAUCAAGGGGUUUGAAGUUCUUAUCGAGAAAGAAUGGAUAAGUUUUGGACACCGAUUUGCAAUGCGAGUAGGACAUGGAGAUGAUGAUCAUGCUGAUGCAGAUAGAUCUCCCAUUUUCCUUCAGUUCAUCGACUGUGUUUGGCAAAUGACAAAGCAGUUUCCUGCAGCCUUUGAAUUCAAUGAGUUAUUUUUGAUCACCAUUCUGGAUCACCUUUACAGUUGUCUCUUUGGGACUUUCUUAUGCAACUGUGAAAAAGAGAGAUUAAAAGAGGAGGUAAGCACAAAGACUGUAUCGUUGUGGUCCUAUAUAAACAGCCAGUUAGAUGAGUUCACAAAUCCUUUCUACGUGAACUAUGAAAACCAUGUCCUGUAUCCUGUUGCCAGUCUGAACCAUUUGGAACUAUGGGUGAACUACUACGUCAGAUGGAACCCAAGGAUGCGACCUCAGGUUCCAAUCCAUCAAAAUCUUAAAGAGCUCCUUGCCAUCCGGACGGAGCUUCAGAAGAAGGUUGAAGAUUUGCAGCGGGAAGCUGCUACACGAUCCAUUUCUUCCUCCUCUGAUAGAGGUUCAUCUCCUUCCCAUUCAGCCACGCCAGUGCACACCUCUGUGUGAUGUGUAACAAAAGCCAUGUGAAAAAAUUUGUCAGGUAAUACAGAGAGGAGGGUGAAAUGCUUUUCCCAUCACAAAAGGAUUGUGAGUGACUUGUAAUUGCUAUGAUCUACAUGCCUUACUUUGUGUCUGAUACUAUCAUGAUGAGGCCAAAAAGAGCUUCAAUAGAUGUGAUGUGUUUUCUUGUUGGCAGUUCCCACAUGUGUUUUACUGUUCUAGCUAAAUCACCAAUUGCAAAAUUAAACUUUGUUUUGAGUAACUAACAAUUUAACCAUCCUAAAAAGGAAUCCAUCUGCCAAGCAGACAGAAAAAUGCCUCUCACUGCCUAGGGUACCAUGCCUGGUUGAGAGAAUCAGAUGAAAUGCUGCAUGAUGCUUACACAGAACACAGAAUGUUUUUCUGAAUGGGAGCUCCCAUAUUUCACUUGGUAAUAUAUAUAUUUUCUUUUUUUGCUAGAGCAAUUUAUUUUUUUUAGGUAAUUAAUGCACUUGGAAAUUGAUUUUAAAAUAAAUGUUUUCCAGUGUAGUCAGUUUUACAUUUUGACUAAAUAUGCCAUUAAAAGUGGAUGAAGUUAAGCUGGAUUUAUCAAGUACACCACACUGACGUGUAUGAUGUAAUAUAUUUGGUAAAGCAUGUAUUUUAGGUUUUUUAAUGCCUUUUGUACAAGUUGAAAUAAAGUCUUUU